ACCGGUGACCGAAGUAAAUCACCAAUCACUUGUCAACAAACAUAGCGAAAGAGAGAAAUGGAAACUACCGGAAAAGCGAAGAAGGGUGCCGGAGGCCGGAAAGGAGGCGGUCCAAGGAAGAAGGCGGUGACUCGUUCCAUCAGAGCUGGUCUGCAGUUCCCUGUCGGUAGGAUUGGCCGUUACCUUAAGAACGGACGCUAUGCUAAACGUGUCGGAACUGGUGCUCCGGUUUACCUCGCCGCCGUUCUUGAAUACCUUGCUGCUGAAGUUUUGGAAUUGGCAGGAAAUGCAGCAAGAGAUAACAAGAAGAACAGAAUAAUCCCAAGACAUGUUUUAUUGGCGAUUAGGAAUGACGAUGAGCUUGGAAAACUGUUGGCUGGAGUUACCAUUGCACAUGGAGGUGUUCUUCCCAACAUAAACCCAGUUCUGUUACCAAAGAAGACAGCUGCAAAAGAGCCUAAAUCUCCAUCAAAAGCUACCAAAUCUCCAAAGAAAGCUGAUUAGCUUACUUUAAUAAUGAAUGAUGUUGUUCAUCUGUGUCUGUAAUUGUAGUUAAAUUGAAAAAUGGAAUUUAGUUUUUCUAACCAUUGGGUCUGUUUUAGAUGGUCAUGAUAUAUUUCUUGGCUUGGUGUGACAUCAGUUUCAAUGCGAGAAACCUCUUGUUUCUAUCUA
This is a messenger RNA of Cynara cardunculus var. scolymus (artichoke), 672 nucleotides long. RefSeq names its product histone H2A. The coding region runs from base 58 to 504 and encodes 148 amino acids. Lineage: Eukaryota; Viridiplantae; Streptophyta; Magnoliopsida; Asterales; Asteraceae. Gene Ontology annotation, molecular function: protein heterodimerization activity; structural constituent of chromatin; DNA binding. The transcript is spliced from 2 exons. The record is from RefSeq and is a predicted model, not a curated record. Gene Ontology annotation, cellular component: nucleosome.